This is a messenger RNA of Oppiella nova, 234 nucleotides long. NCBI's taxonomy places the organism in Eukaryota, Metazoa, Arthropoda, Arachnida, Sarcoptiformes, Oppiidae. The record is from the annotation of a GenBank genome assembly.
GUAUGGAUCAACCAGGGUGACAUAAUUCUGGUGGGUCUGCGUGACUACCAGGACGCGAAGGCCGAUGUGAUCCUGAAGUACAACCCGGAUGAGGCACGCAAUCUGAAGUCGUACGGAGAGCUGCCAGAGUCGGCCAAAAUCAAUGAUACCGUCACUUUCAAUGACGAGGAGGACGACGACGUCGACAUCGAGUUCGGCGAGGUUUCCGACGACGAGGAGAUCAAUGUAUGUUGA